CGAGUCGACACACGAGCGCAGCAGUCUUGAACCUCUUCAGCCAAACACGCAGUGGACUGAGCAGGCUGCUGCACGUGCCGGACUUCAUCUGACAAAGAUUUUUAUUUCUUUAUUUAACAAAAAUGUCUCUUAAUUCGAGUAUUUUACCCGACGAGGCGGUGUUUGCUGACUUCAAAAAGCAGUGUUUGUCUACGGACAACUGGCUGAACAAGUAUGACAAUCACAACAUGCAGGUGUGGGUCGAAGUUCCCGCAAAGAAGGCAAAUAACGCUCCUAAAAUCCACAAGAUCAAGUGUAAAAUGACGAUCAAAGACGUGUCGGCCGCCACCAUGUACGACGUCCUUCAUGACGGCCAGUACCGGAAGGAGUGGGACCCCGCCAUGUACGAGAGCUUUGACAUUGCCCGGCUCUCUGCCAAUGCUGAUGUGGGCUACUACUCAUGGAUUUGUCCAAAGCCGAUCAAGAACAGAGAUGUGGUGACUCUGCGUUCGUGGCAGGUGAUGGAUGAUGAGUACAUUAUCGUUAACUUCUCGGUCAAACACCCGAAAUACCCUCCUCGCAGCAGCCUUGUGAGGGCCGUUUCCAUCCUCACUGGCUAUUAUAUCAAGUCCACGGGACCGAAUAGCUGUAUAUUCAUAUACCUUUCACAAGCUGACCCCAAAGGUUCUCUACCGAAGGUUGUGGUAAACAAAGCCUCGCAAGUUCUCGCUCCAAGGGUGAUGAAGAGCGUGCACAAGGCGGGACAGAACUACUCAGGGUGGAAACAGCAGAACUCUCCCGAUCACAAGCCCUGGUUGUACCCAGAGCAGAGCACCCUGCCCACGAUGGACCCCGCCGAGCUGUCCAUACAGAGAGCGGACUCGCUGGAAAACGUGGACGAGAGCUCCAAGGACGAUGUUCAGGACAGCGAGGACAGCAGUUAAAUCGCACCGAAGUGGCGGGAGGAAGGCCGGCCACGGGGGAGAGAUUUAGGGGGAUGGACCACAUGUAUUUGCCAAUUCAAUAAGACUUGAGACCUCCAACUCUGUGAUUUCUCCAGUUCUUCCACGUCGGUGUGCCUUACGGGAUGAGCAAGAGCAUGAAGUGUUUACAGCUGUCUAACAGACAGAACCGAGCACCGAUCAAGUUGCCGUUCGCCUCGCGUUGAACUAAGCUAAACAUUUCUCCAGUGUUUUCUUUUUAAUAAUGUGCAGCCUUACAGGUGUUGGGGUUUGAAUGUGUCACAGUUACAGCACUCCACUUACAGCGGCUCCUCUGACGGCUCAGCUCAGCCUUUUUUCUUUGCUGUCCAGUCAAAAUGAUCUGAGCCUGAGCUGGACACACUUAAAACAGUCACGUUUUAUUAAGUCACAUUAAUGCGGCCAGUAACAAUGUUAGAAACGCAGGUUUCAUGUUAAUAGAUGAACAUGGUGACAGGUUUGUGCAGCAGCUCUGGGUGUUGACCUUGAGAAAUGCAUUUAUUUCUAGCUUCAUGCAAAAAAAAAAAAAAAAUCACAACACUAUCACUACAUUUGCUGCUGAUGCUGUUUUUUUAAAUGUGUUACUGCUUUUUAUUGUUAACCAUUAGUCAAUUUUAUUUAGUCGUGAUUAGUGAGCAACUGCAGUGUUUGUCUUUAAUUUGUGAUACAUGAAGACUGUUCGAAGGUUCAUUGUAUUUAUUUAUUUACUGCAAUCAGAGUUUAUGAGAUCUAAUCCUCGUUUCAAGUUAUACAGACCCGAGACUUGCAUUGGCACUCGAGGAGGGGAUCGGUUGAUGUCUGAGAAUGAAAAUCUGGUUGGGUUGAAUUAACAUGUAAAAUGUACAAAGCAAGUUUGCAUUUUGUCAGUUGAAGGAUUGGAAUGACCAUAAAGCAUAUCUCUUAUUUUAUUUAUUUAUUUGAAGUUGCUUUAAGCACAGAUGAAGUCAUGAUGGAGACCCUGGAAAGAAGUCUUGCAGGCCUUGCUAGGUUUUUCUUCUGAAGGUAUCCGAUAUUAGGAAUAUUACAGGGUCUUGACUGUUUUUGUUUUGUUUUUAAAUAAACCUCACAUGGUUGACUUGC
Molecule: messenger RNA, 2039 nt
Organism: Chelmon rostratus (copperband butterflyfish)
Lineage: Eukaryota; Metazoa; Chordata; Actinopteri; Chaetodontiformes; Chaetodontidae
Gene: stard14
Product: START domain containing 14
Exons: 6
Coding region: 123-923 (266 amino acids)
Molecular function (GO): lipid binding
Source: RefSeq, a predicted model, not a curated record